UCUGUUUGACGCAUGCGCAGUGAGGACGGGCCUAUCGAACGGCGCGGCCCUUCUUACCGCCCGGCGUGGCGUUGAGGGGAGAGAGCUGCGUGAAGGAAGAGGAAGGGAGCCGUGGGUAGGGCCAAAAUGAGUUUAUUUGGGUCAACAUCAGGAUUUGGAACUGGUGGCACCAGCAUGUUUGGCAACACAUCAACAGAUAACCACAAUCCAAUGAAGGAUAUUGAAGUUACAUCGCCGCCUGAUGACAGCAUUGGUUGUUUGGCUUUCAGUCCCCCAGUUUUGCCGGGUAAUUUUCUUAUUGCAGGAUCAUGGGCAAAUGAUGUCCGCUGCUGGGAAGUGCAGGAUAAUGGGCAGACUAUUCCAAAAGCACAACAGAUGCAUACAGGACCUGUGCUAGACGUUUGUUGGAGCGAUGAUGGUAGCAAAGUGUUCACAGCAUCCUGUGAUAAAACUGCCAAAAUGUGGGAUCUUAAUAGCAACCAGGCAAUACAAAUAGCACAGCACGAAGCUCCUGUAAAGACUAUCCAUUGGAUUAAAGCACCAAAUUACAGCUGUGUAAUGACCGGGAGCUGGGAUAAAACUUUAAAAUUUUGGGAUACACGAUCACCUACUCCAAUGAUGACUUUGCAGUUGCCAGAACGAUGCUACUGUGCCGAUGUAGUAUAUCCCAUGGCUGUUGUGGCUACUGCAGAGAGAGGCUUGAUAGUUUAUCAACUAGAGAAUCAACCGUCUGAAUUUAGAAGAAUAGACUCUCCUCUUAAACAUCAGCAUCGUUGUGUGGCUAUUUUUAAAGACAAGGUGAACAAACCAACAGGAUUUGCCCUUGGAAGCAUCGAAGGAAGAGUAGCCAUUCAUUAUAUUAACCCAACAAAUCCUGCCAAAGACAACUUCACCUUCAAAUGUCAUCGAUCCAAUGGCACAAACACAUCUGCACCUCAGGAUAUAUAUGCAGUGAAUGGAAUUGCCUUUCAUCCUGCCCAUGGUACAUUAGCAACUGUAGGAUCUGAUGGUAGAUUCAGCUUUUGGGAUAAAGAUGCACGAACAAAGCUAAAAACAUCGGAACAGUUGGACCAGCCAAUAUCUGCUUGUUGCUUCAACCAUACUGGCAACAUAUUCGCAUAUGCUUCCAGUUACGACUGGUCAAAGGGGCAUGAGUUCUAUAACCCACAAAAGAAGAACUAUAUUUUUCUGCGCAAUGCUGCUGAAGAAUUAAAACCGAGAAAUAAGAAGUAGUGAGUAUCAUUCAGACCACCCUUUUAGAACUAUUCUCCUGCCAUGUGUCCUCCUCUGGUCUCCUCCUAGUUAUCUGUUGUGGAUUGUGGACCGCGUGAUUCAUACCAAAGCGCAUUCUUACUGGCCGGAAAGCAUCCCUUUGAGCAGUGUGUUUGAUGCUGUUUAGCACUGUCUAUGACAUUUGCAUGAAAACUUGCCGGUGUUCUUACUAGUUGCAAAAUGCCUGCUUUGGACCAUGACAGUUGCUGCCUAACUUCUUGUCAAUAUUUUAUAAUAACUCAAGUAAUUCAGGGUAAAAUAGGUUGAUUUCUUGAUGGAAGUGGAAUUGGGGCUAAUAAUUUAAAGGGCAUCUAGUAUAAUUGUAGACUAUUUUUCCUCCAUAGAAUAUAUACAAUUAAUAUUAAACUGCUGGCCACUUAGAAUAAAACAAAAUGUUCAAGGGGGAGGAGUCUUAUGUUCUUUUUAUUUGCAGACAGAUAUAUUUUUCAGGCAGAAAUCUGAUGUAGACCAAACAGGGAUUUGUUUCCUGGUUUGUUUCAGUUCUAAAGUCUGUAAUAUUCAGUCUCGAUUUAUUUUACAAGCAUUUCAGACCGUGCCUAUGGAUGUAGUUUUGUAAUGUGACACACAUCUAGGGAACUAAGGAGUUUGCAGAUUCUCUUUUGAGAUAUGACAAUGUGCAGAAAUUUGGAAAUUGAAUAUAGAACCAGGGAUGCCAUCUAAUAUGUAAGUUCUGAUGUGGCUAUAAUUCAGUGAACUUUGCCUUUUGUUUUUUGAAGUCAGUGUUGAUGAAUAGGAUACUAAGACUGCACUGUGCCUUCAUUGGCAGAAAAAUGUGGAGUGGAGGCCCAUUUCAUACGAAUGUAUGUUCAUAACAUGCUCACUGCUCUAACUAAUUCAAUGUCCUGAUUAACUAGAGAUAUAGUUAUAUUCCACAUUAUCUCAAGCAAUAUACUGCUUUUCCCCUUAUAAUCCCACUACAGAAGUUCUGCCAUUGCCUAAUAUGAGCACCAGAGAACAACCAAGUAGAAAUGAUGCACAGGUUUUCAUUUGGACCAUAUAGUCCAGGUUUAUUCUCAUUAGAAGAACCUGUUGUGCCAAUGCCAAAGGGUGCUCUUUCGACAAGCUUGAUACUUAUUUCCACUUGAAAUGAACAGAGUUAAAAGGAGGGACCAGAAUUUGUAUACAACGAUGCUUCCGUCAAAACUCUCUGUAAUCCUAUAAGUUGUAAGACUUGCUACAAUUUAAAUAAAACUGGUUUGAAAUAAA
Messenger RNA from Anolis sagrei ordinatus, 2499 nucleotides. RefSeq names its product ribonucleic acid export 1 (gene RAE1). Gene Ontology annotation, cellular component: nuclear pore. The record is from RefSeq and is a predicted model, not a curated record. Gene Ontology annotation, molecular function: RNA binding; ubiquitin binding. NCBI's taxonomy places the organism in Eukaryota, Metazoa, Chordata, Lepidosauria, Squamata, Anolidae. Gene Ontology annotation, biological process: RNA export from nucleus; transcription-dependent tethering of RNA polymerase II gene DNA at nuclear periphery.